AUGACCUCCUUUCAGCCUCUGCAUAUUCUGGCCUUUGGCGCCACCGGCAACAUCGGAAAACACAUCGUCAACCAACUCAUACGUGCCAACCCCCCGUUUCCCAAAAUCUCAAUCUUUACCUCUGCAAACACCGUCUUGAAUAAGCCUGAACUUUUGUCUAGAUGGAAAGAUGCAGGCGUAUCGGUCAUCGUGGGCGACAUCACCAACUCGGCAGACGUGAAGAACGCGUAUCAGGGCGUCGACACUGCCAUCAGCUGUCUUGGCCGAGGGGCUCUUGAGCAUCAAUUUCAGCUCAUCAAGUUAGCAGACGAAUCCGACACCGUCCGAUGGUUUUUCCCGUCAGAGUACGGGACAGAUCCAGACCAUGACCCCAGUAGUGCUCACGAGAAGCCUCACCAAGUGAAGCGAAGAGUGCGCAAGGCAUUCGCUGAAGAAGUGAAGAACCUCAAGCCAACGUUCCUUGUUGUGGGACCUUACAUUGAGAUGUGGGUUGAUGGUGGCCCGCUGAAGGAUGCAUUUGGCGGAAUUGACGUGGAGAAGAAGGAGGCCGCUCUGCUUGGAGAUGGGGAGCAGCCUAUUGGCUUCACGGCAAUGGAAGACGUGGGCAAGGCCGUGGUUGCAGCGCUCCAGCGGCCCGAAGUCUCGUACGGCAAAAUUCUCAAGAUUGCUUCAUUCACGAAAUCAGCGAGACAAGUCUUGGCCGAAUUUGAGAAGCAAGUUGGCCACAAAUUCGACGUCAAGCACAUUCCGCUGGACGAUGCCAAGAGGCUCGAGAAGCAGUAUUGGGACGAGGGCAAUCCGUUGGCAGUUGUCGGCACGCUGCGCAGGAUUUGGGCCACUGGCGGCGCGGUUUAUGAGAAACUGGACAACGAAGAUCUGGGAUUGCAUCCGGAUCAGCUGCAAUCCCUGGAGGCUGCGGUGCGAAACCGCCUGAAUCACGUCGCUUUCUAG
Trichoderma reesei QM6a is the source of this 951-nucleotide messenger RNA. RefSeq lists its product as uncharacterized. NCBI's taxonomy places the organism in Eukaryota, Fungi, Ascomycota, Sordariomycetes, Hypocreales, Hypocreaceae. The coding region runs from base 1 to 951 and encodes 316 amino acids. Gene Ontology annotation, molecular function: oxidoreductase activity. The transcript is spliced from 2 exons. The record is from RefSeq and is a predicted model, not a curated record.